GUAGCGUGGGCCGGCCGGGGCCCCAUGUGGUGCCGACAUCACUGACAUGGCGGAAUCCCCGCCGAGCCCUCCCGGCACUCGCUCCAGCUAACCGGGACUCGCCGCCCGGCGCCCCGCACCGCCCUCCCGCAGGGAAAGAAUGCGUUCAGGUUUCAGUCCCUCUUCAGACGGAUGUGAUUUAACUAAACUAAUGAAGGCACAGCAGACAAGACAAAUUCCAGACUGUUUGUGCCUUGACCAACCAUCUGUGCACAUACCUCCAGGAAGUCCGUUUAGGAAAAUUCUCCAUGAAUGUACGUCACAAUGAUGAUGACCGACCAAAUCCCGCUGGAGCUGCCGCCGUUGCUGAACGGGGAGGUAGCCAUGAUGCCUCACAUCGUGAAUGGGGAUGCAUCACAGCAGGUCUUUUUCGUUCAAGUUAAUCCAGGUGAAACCUUUACAAUAAGGGCUGAGGAUGGAACCCUCCAGUGCAUCCAAGGACCAGCAGAGGUUCCCAUGAUGUCACCCAAUGGAUCCAUUCCCCCUAUUCAUGUGCCUCCUGGUUAUAUCUCACAGGUGAUAGAAGACAACACGGGCGUUCGGAGGGUGGUGGUCACCCCGCAGUCUCCGGAGUGUUACCCCCCCAGCUACCCCUCGGCCAUCUCGCCAACCCAUCACUUACCUCCAUACCUGACACACCACCCCCAUUUCAUCCACAACUCGCAUACAGCCUUUUAUCCUCCUGUCACUGGACCUGGGGACAUGCCACCGCAGUUUUUCCCACAGCAUCAUCUUCCCCCGACAAUAUACGGAGAACAAGAAAUCAUACCACUAUACGGGAUGUCCAGCUACAUCACCAGGGAGGAUCAGUACAGCAAACCACAGCACAAAAAACUCAAAGACAGGCAGAUCGAUCGGCAGAACCGCCUGAACAGCCCCCCUUCCUCCAUCUACAAAAGCCAUAUCGGCAGCUGCACCACGGUGUACAACGGCUACGCCAAGAGCCACAACGGCGCGAGCAGCGGCGGCGCAGCCCCGGCCGCCAAGAAGCCGGAGCGCAGGGCGAGGAGCAGCCCCAAGUCAAAUGAGCAAGACCCACAUGAAUUUGAUUCAGAAACAAAAAGAGUUCAAGACAUUCUUUCUGGAAUGGAGAAACCACAGGUUACAAAUAUUCAAGCAAGAACAGUUUUACUUUCCUGGUCACCUCCCACUGGCCUUCUAAAUGCAGAUAGACACAACAACGGUUUGCCUUACACCUGUACCUACGAGGUUGCCUUAUCGGAUAAAGGGAGGGAUGGAAAAUACAAGAUAAUUUACAGUGGAGAAGAAUUAGAAUAUAACCUGAAGGACCUUAGGCCAGCAACAGAUUAUCAUGUCAGGGUAUAUGCAAUGUACAACUCAGUAAAGGGAUCCUGCUCAGAGCCAGUAAGCUUCACCACUCACAGCUCAGCACCAGAGUGUCCCUUCCCACCCAAACCCUCGCACAGGACCAAAAGCUCCUUAACCUUACAGUGGAAGGCACCCAUUGAUAAUGGUUCAAAAAUCACCAGCUACCUUCUGGAGUGGGAUGAGGGAAAGAGGAACAGUGGUUUCAGAGAAUGUUACUUUGGGAGCCAGAAGCAUUGCAAGCUGACUAAGCUUUGUCCAGCUUUGGGUUACACCUUCCGAUUAGCGGCCCAGAACGACAUCGGUACUAGUGGGUACAGCCAGGAGGUGGUUUGCUACACUGCAGGCAAUAUUCCUCAGACCCCUUCUGCACCAAGGCUUGUUCGAGCUGGUGUUACGUGGAUCUCAUUGCAGUGGAAUAAAGUAGAAGGAUGUACACCAGAGGAAGUGAUUUCCUACACCCUGGAAAUUCAGGAAGAAGAUAAUGAUAGCGUGUUUCACCCGAAGUACACUGGAGAGGAGCAAGCCUGUACUGUGAAGAAUCUCAGAAGAAGCACACAGUAUAAAUUCAGGCUGUUUGCUUCUAAUGUGGAAGGGAAGAGCUCUCCCAGCGAAGUGUUGGUCUGCACAACAAGCCCGGACAGGCCAGGACCUCCAACCAGACCUGUUAUUAAGGGGCCAAUAACAUCUCAUGGCUUUAGUGUGAAAUGGGAUCCUCCACAGGAUAAUGGUGGUUCAGAAAUCCUAAAGUAUCUACUAGAGAUUUCUCAAGGAAGUCCAGAAGCAAAUCAAUGGGAAGUGGCAUAUAGUGGCUCGGCUACAGAAUAUACCUGUACUCACUUGAAACCAGGCACUUUGUAUAAACUCCGGGCAUGCUGUAUCAGCACUGGUGGACACAGUCAGUGCUCUGAAAGUUUACCUGUCCGUACGCUGAGUGUGGCACCGGGGCACUGCCGGGCACCCAGAGUCCUGGGGAAGCCAAAGCACAAAGAAGUGCAGCUACAAUGGGAUGUCCCUCCGUCAGAAAGUGGCUGUCCUGUCUCAGAGUACAGUGUGGAAAUGACAGCCCCUGAAGAAGUUGUUUCUGAAGUGUAUCAUGGGCCUGACCUGGAGUGCACCGUCAGCAACCUCCUUCCUGGGGCAACGUAUGGGUUCAGAGUGAGGGCUCUGAACGAUGGUGGGUACGGUCCAUACUCGGAAGCCACAGAGGUCACCACAGCAGCAGGACCACCAGGCCAGUGCAGAGCACCUUCCCUGUCCUUCCUGUCCGACACACGUGUACUUGUGAGCUGGGAGAGUCCUGAAUGUUCUGGUGCUGACAUCUCUGAAUACAGAUUAGAGUGGGGAGAAGAUGAGGAAUCUCUACAACUUGCAUACAGCGGCACAGAUACCUGCUUUGAAAUAAGUGACUUGUCGGCAGCAGCACAUUAUUGCUGCAGGCUACAGGCAAUUAACCAGGCUGGAGCUGGGCCCUACAGCAACCUGGUGACCUGCAGAAUCCCUGCGUCCGUGCCCGAUGCCGUCUCCAUCCUCUCCGUGCUGGAGGACGAGCACGUGGACGCCUGUCAGCCCUCACCCUCCGUGUGCCUUGUACUGACCUGGGAAGAGCCGUGCAGUAACGGAGCUGAGAUCACCUCGUACAACAUCGACCUGGGGGACGUCAGCAUUCCCGUGGGAAACGUGACCAGUUACGUUAUCGGCGAUUUGCUUCCCGAAACCUCGUACCGGAUCAGGAUCCAGGCUGUCAAUGAAAUUGGAGCUGGACCUUUUAGCCACUUUAUUAAAGCAAAAACCAGGCCUUUACCACCCUUACCUCCACGGUUAGAGUGUGCUGCAGCAGGGCCUCAGAGCCUGAAGCUGAAGUGGGGAGACAGCAGCUCCAAGCUUCACGUUGCUGAUGACAUGGUCUAUAUCUUGCAGAUAGAAGACAGAAAUAAAAGGUUUAUCCCAAUUUAUAGGGGACCAAGUCAUACGUACAAGAUACAAAGGCUGACAGAGUCCACUUGUUACUCGUUCAGAAUACAGGCAGUAAAUGAUGCUGGGGAGGGACCUUUCUCAGAAAUCUGUACCUUCUGCACAACUAAGUCAGUCCCACCUGCAAUCAAAGCCCCUCGAGUGACACAGCUGGGAGGAAACUCCUGUGAAAUUACUUGGGAAAUGGUCCCACCCAUGAAGGGAGAUCCUGUUGGUUAUAUUCUGCAGGUACUGGUUGGAAGAGAGUCUGAAUACAAGCAGGUGUACAAGGGAGAAGAGACCACAUUCCACAUCUCAGGCCUUCAAGUCAACACAGACUAUCGGUUUCGCGUCUGCGUCUGCCGCCGGUGCUUGGAUACCUCACAGGAGCUCAGUGGACCUUUCAGCCCCUCCGUUGCCUUCGCGCUCCAGCGGAACGAUAUCGUGCUUGCGGGAGAAAUGGGAAGCGUGGAUGACCCCAAGCUGAAGAGCAUGAUUCCUACUGAUGAACAGUUCGCAGCCCUCAUCGUUCUCGGCUUCGCGAGUUUGUCGAUUAUAUUCGCCUGUAUAUUACAAUACUUCUUUAUGAAGUAGAGAAUUCAGUGGAAGUUUUGAGAUACAAAUUUAACUAAUGCUACGCAUUAUAAUCCACACAUUUAUUCAGAUAUUCCUUGUUUUGUUUUUUUUUUAAAUCCUUUUGUUCUACCAUACAUUUUAUAUACUUCUCUUGUUUUUACAGUUCUAGCUUGAAGAAAGAUAAAUCAGUGUUUUGAUGCACCUUUUUGAAAUUCAAAACUAGGAAGUGGUCAAACUGGAGAAACAAGCAAACCAGAUACCAAAAGCAAGAUUUUUUCCUUUUUCCUUCACAAUUUCAAAAUUGUCACCAAUUUGCCUUUUCAACGUUGUUUUGGGUUUUUUCACUGAAGUUCAUACAGUCUCUUAUUUUAUCUUAACUAUUUAGGAAAUUUUAAUCAUGGGUCACUUUUUUUGUCUCUUCUUUUUCCUUCUAAACAUUAGUCACAAGUGUGUAUAGUGAUGAGGCUAGAAUACAGUGUUAGUCAAGUACCAGUUUUUCCUUGAACAGUAUUAGCAAUGUUGCCUAAGAAUUAUUCACUACAUUUGCCCCAGUUUUUCAAGAUAAAACCUAAGUUGUUGUUUUAACUGUUUAGUGGAUUUAAAUUGGAACGGUAUCCUGCAGUCAAAAAACCUUUUUAGUUAUCUGUUGUUUUUACAAUUACAACACUAUAAACUGCCUGUAUAAGAAAUCAAAUAACCAAACUGCAUAUAAAUUAUGAAGCAUUAUAGAUUCUUUUUUACCAUUUUGAUUCCUAGCAGUAAUUUUAAGAGGGCAUUGUGCAAUAGUUAGUUAUUCCCAUGUUCAGCUAUUUAAAAGCUGCUUUAACUUGUCUGUUUGUCACUGUAUAUAACUAUUCCUAAUCUAAUACUAGAUAUUAUUCUAUUAUGUUCAACCUGAUUUAUAUGAUUCAAGCUGGUGGCAGCUUACUGCCUCUACUGAAUUAGGUGAGAUUUACACUCAAUGGAAGCAAACUUUACUGUCAGUUGAUCUUUUAUUAUUAUUAUUAUUUUUUGGAGGGGUAUCCAUUUUAUGGAACUUUCUUGGAGGUAUCAGAAAUCACAUCUGUUCAUUUUAAAUACCUUAAAUGGGUGUCAUUGCUGUUCUUACCACGGGGCUAAUUGAAAUAACUUGGUACCUGGCAAAACUGAGAUGAGAGUCCUGCAGAGGAACGGUGCCUGCUCUGAUGGCAGUGUCCCCCCUCCUGCCUGCCCCUUCCCAGACACGUUUUAAUCCAUCGAGACACUAGAUUUUUAACUCUUGAGUCAUGGGGUUAUUUAUAUUAAGUCAACAUUGUGCGAGUACCUCAGGGACAUAAAUGAGCUGGAGGUGCAAAUAGAUUCCAAAAGGGUGCAACAGACACAGUGUAUUUCCCUGCCUUUUGUUUUUGUAUAUUUUUGCUACUUGGUUUUGCUCUUGUCCUAGCUUUUUUUGUGCUCUGUCUCCAUCGUCUAAGAUUCAGUGUCCUGUACUAGCAUUAUAUUCCCUUAACCAAAGUAAUGGGGAAAAAACAACAUUAUUUUUGUUUUUAGGUUUAUUUAUACUAUAUACUGCAUACAGUACUUUAAAUACCAAUUACAGUGCAAUCUUUUUAUUUAUUGUAAAAAAAUAAAAAAUAAAAAGUGUACUUAUGUACUAAUCCCCCUCCCCACCCACCCCAUAGCAUGUUACAUUUUGUCUGUUUUAUACUGUUGUACUUUAGGUCAACUUUUUACCUGGCAGCAUUCCUAGUAUUAUUAAUCUUCUUACAUUUUCUUGUGUUUUUGAAGAUGGGAGCAUCUAGUACAUUAAAUGCCAAAAAAACCCAUUAUCAGUGAUUCAAACGUUUACAUGUAUCCAAAAACGUAAUCAUCUCUGGAAAGAAAGUGCUAAGAUCAAUGAAUUAUUCUGUGUGCCUCUCUAGAUGUAGCAAAUAUUAGAAAUGUUCUGUAUUUUGUUAUUGACUAUAAUUAGUUUAAUUUAGCCUUGCAAACUAAUGGCAUUGAGCUAAAUAUAUAUAUUUUUUUGUUUUUUUGCCAAAGUCAUGGCUUGUCAAAUUUAUUUACAUCUUAUUUAAAUUUAUUUGUGAUAUGAAACUUUGUGACCUUGCAUCUGUAUUUUGUGAGCAAAGCAUAUACAGCUGUUUUCAGUGGAGGGGAGAAGAGUGUAUUUUUUAAAACAGUGAAAAUUCCGCUAGUUUGGAAACCCAGAAAUUUGAAUAGAUUCCCUUUUUUUUUUAUUUUUGGAGUAUUGUUUGAGCAGUGCUGCUAUGAAAUCCGAGCUGGACACCUUUUUAAGAAAUAAAAAAAAAAACAAACAACUGCUUUAAUAAAAAUUAAGGAUAAAACCCCACCUUGUUUUAGAUGAGCAAUUUUGAAAGGUUGAAAUACAAAUGAUACUAAAAGCAGCGGGCAGAAGUGUCAGGAAGAGCAAUCAGUUACACUCAAAGCAUUUCUGUCAUUGCUGAUACGUUUGGUCCCUUCUAACCACACGAACCAGAAGACCCAGCCCAAGCCUGAGGUUAUUGGAGGCCGUGCACUGGAGGAGCUGGGACAGGCCCUGGAAGAGUUAAUUUGACAUUCUUUUAGUCUGUAUAUUCUGCCAUAGUGAUUGUCAUAUGAUUGUCAUUCACAUAAUAAUGACAAAGUAAAGGAUCACAGAUGUCAGACCCUCCCCAUUGCUGAUGCCUUGUCCCUUCUCAAACAUCCUCAUGCCCUUGAUCCAGCAAUAGCAGGUGUUGGAUCCCACCCCAGGGCUCUCUGCUCUCAUGGAAAUCACCACCACCAACAAAGGUAGAAUGAAACACUAAAUAUUUGAAACCCUUAAGGAAGGAAAGAGAUGUUUUUGUAUUGUUCUGCCUUUUUCUUUAUGAACUUGAAGUGUUUUCUAAUCCUGUUUGUUGGCUCCAGUAGCUCAGUAUUCAGUGUCACGAUUGAGAAGUGCCCUAACUGAAUGUGUAUGAACCUUAUCCUUGCACAGUUCUUUAAAUUGAAAAAAAAAAAAUAAAAUGUUUUUACCUCACUAUGGGAACAUACAUUCCAAGCUUUUCAACUUUAAAAAAAAAAUAAUCAUAAGUUUUCUUGUAUUGUAAAUUUUAGACUAUUUCAUAUGCAUUAUAUUAAAACUGCCAUAUCAAUUUUAAUGUAUAGAUUUUGCAAAUACUACACUAUGUAUGUAAGACUUAACUGUAUCUGUAGUGUAUAUGUAAUAUAUUUAUGCCCAAUAAAUGUUUUAAUUCUUUCUGAUAUUA
Messenger RNA from Lepidothrix coronata (blue-crowned manakin), 7121 nucleotides. RefSeq names its product fibronectin type III domain containing 3B (gene FNDC3B). Bases 292 to 3912 code for a protein of 1206 amino acids. NCBI's taxonomy places the organism in Eukaryota, Metazoa, Chordata, Aves, Passeriformes, Pipridae. Gene Ontology annotation, molecular function: protein binding. The record is from RefSeq and is a predicted model, not a curated record. The transcript has 27 exons.